This is a messenger RNA of Helobdella robusta, 429 nucleotides long. RefSeq lists its product as hypothetical. Bases 1 to 429 code for a protein of 142 amino acids. NCBI's taxonomy places the organism in Eukaryota, Metazoa, Annelida, Clitellata, Rhynchobdellida, Glossiphoniidae. The transcript has 3 exons. The record is from RefSeq and is a predicted model, not a curated record.
AUGCCGAAGACUAUACCGUGCAAGGGUCCUGAAUAUAAUUUGUUCAUCUAUUCUCACCAAUGCAACAGUGCGCAGCUGUCAGCGCAGCUUCUAAGAGAUGACGACGACGACGAUGACGAUGAUAGUGAUGUUGUUGAUAAUGAUGAUGAUAACAAGGUCGAUAAUGGUGAUGAUGAUAAUGAUGAGGAUGGUGAUGAUAAAGAUGAAGAUGACAAUGAUGAUGAUGAAGAAGAAAAAAAAGAAGAAGAAGAAGAAGAAGAAAAAAAAGAAGAAGAAGAAGAAGAAGAAAAAGAAGAAAAUGAAGAAGAUGAAGAAAAAAAAGAAGAACAAGAAGAAGAAGAUGAUGUUGAUGAUGAUGAUGAUUAUGAUGGUGAAAAAGAAGAGAAUUAUAAUUAUGAAGAUGACGAUGAUAAUGCUGAUUACGCUUGA